UUCUAUAUGACUUUUUUUUGUUAAAGAUUUUUCCGAAAUUAUAUUCAAACUACAAUUCCGUGGGUAUGUUUUCAACCCAUUUCCCAUUGCAGCACAAUCACAGGAUUCACAGCUUAUGUGUAGAACCAAAAUGGCCGUCAACGCUUCAUCGCCGGCACCGAGCCCAUCACGGCCAUCAUCCCGAGCUUCCGUCUUCUCAUCCACGCCUAGAAACGCAAAUUCCAGAUCCUCAGAGCCGCCAAUCAGCGUUAACACCUCCGCCGAAUAUAACUCCGCAGCCACCAAUUCCCCCAGCUUCCGGCUUGAUACUUCUGUCGCCACAGCCGCCGUAUCCAGCUCGUUGUCCAACCUCCGGCAAUCGCUACCGGAGAGAUCACAGGUUUACGAAUUUUCUGAAAUUCGAGCUGCAACAAACAAUUUCCUCUCGAAGCGCUUCUCCUCCACCUCCUCUUCCCAAUCAUGGCGGUGCGUCCUGCACGGAAAAGAAGUCAUCAUAUUCCAGCGAAUAGUUCGAAGAUCCAUGGAGAAAUCGGGACUCAAAGCGAAGUUAUCGAUCAUUUGCCGGAGCCAUAACCGGAGUAUAAUCAAGCUCCUAGGCGCGUCAAUCUCAGGCAAUCAGAUUUACCUUGUUUACGAAUUUGUUCCUGGAUCCAACCUCGCCCUGUGUCUUCGAAACCCUAGAAACCCUAGCUACACCGUGCUUUCCACUUGGUUGUCCAGAAUGCAAAUCGCUACAGACGUAGCUCACGGAUUAGAUUAUAUACACAAUAUGACUGGACAGGGUUCGAAUUCGGCUCACAAGCAUGUGAAGAGCAGCGGGAUUGUUAUCACCGAGCCGUCAUUCAACGCUAAGAUCUGUCAUUUUGGAGCGGCGGAGCUCUGCGGCGAGACCGAGAUCCCGUCCCUCGGCAGCGGCGGAAGUACAGAGGAACUCCGGUCGACAGAAUUGAGAUCUGAGAAGCGGAACCGGCAAUUCGAAGGAGUAAGCGGUUAUAUGUCGCCUGAUUUUCAGCGCUCUGGCAUCGCGACGCCGAAAUCCGACGUAUACGCAUUCGGAGUUGUGCUUCUGGAACUUUUCUCCGGCGAGGAGCCGGUUAAGUUCAGAUACGAUAAGUCGAGUGGAGAGUACACGAAAGUUUCUGUAGUGGAGACGGCUAGAGAUGCGAUUGGCGGCGGCGGUGGCGUGGAGGAGAUGGAAAGGGGGCUGAGACGGUGGGUGGAUGGGAGGCUGAAGGACUCGUUCCCGGUGGAAGUGGCGGCAAAGCUUAUCAGGCUGGCGCUAGAUUGCAUACACGUGGACCCAGAAGAGCGGCCCGAUAUGCGCCGCGUGUCAGGGAAAAUAUCGCAACUCUUUUUGGAAUCGGAAUAUUGGUCGGCCCAAGUUCAAGUUCCUACCGCAAUAUCUGUAUCAUUCACGCCUAGAUGAUUAAAAAAGAUUAAAUCAUGUAAAAUGUAAUUCGUGUCAAAAAUUACAAUUCUAGAACAAUAUGUUACGAACUCUUAAAACAAUAGAGCAUAUUCCAAUUUUAACCAAAUAUGUUUGGAAAACGG
Molecule: messenger RNA, 1551 nt
Organism: Cuscuta epithymum
Lineage: Eukaryota; Viridiplantae; Streptophyta; Magnoliopsida; Solanales; Convolvulaceae
Source: the annotation of a GenBank genome assembly